AUGUCGGUUUCUCUACCAGCUUCAUUCGAGAAAACCGGUGUGAUAAUAUGCGGCGGAGGGCCAACGGGAGUUCUCUUGUCCGCGAUGCUUGGGCAAAUGCGAGUACCUAACAUAGUGCUGGAACGGGAGCCCGACAUCACUACAGAUCCUCGUGGCAUCGCGCUUGACGAAGACGGCAUCCGUUUGCUUCAGGCCGUCGGCAUCUAUGGCAAGAUUUACACUGAGAUCGGCUCAUGCAUGCAAAGAUUCAACUUCGUCAGCGGAACAGGGAGCGAUCUAUACAAGAAGCCACUUACGGCUAUCGACUACAACACAAGUGAAGGUGGAACAGGUCAUGUUGGAUUCAUAUGCCACAAACAACCAGCCCUUGAAAGGGCUAUUCGUGACGUGAUAGCUACUAAUGAGUUCUCGGAGUUGCGGACACGGUCGACCAUCCUUGCAAUUGAAGAGGAUGCCAAUCACGUAUACGUGCAGUAUUCAGACGCAGACAGACACACCAGAAGACUACAGGCGCCGUUUCUGGUUGGAGCGGACGGCAAGACAGGCUUCGUUCGGAAAAAGUAUCUCGAAGCAAAGGGAGUGUAUAUGGAGCGGUGCGAAGGUACUUCUUACGAGGAGACAUGGGUGGCCCUCAAUUGGCAGAUCUCCCUACCGACGGAAAAGACCCAUCCCGAUUUUCCUCUGUGGAGACUAGGCUACUCUCCUCAAGAGGUGUACGAACUUUUCUUUCCGCAGGAAUUCCGGUUCCUGUGCAAUCCAAAUCGACCUGCUGUCUGUGGACGAUUUGGUCUCCCUGAGGAUCGAUUGUGGAGAUUCGAAUUCGUCGUCCGCAAAGAAGAAGAUGGAAACCGCAUGGCAACACUGGAGGAGACAAGCAAGGUUAUUUAUCCCUACAUCACACAUCCCGGCAGCCGGUAUGGCCUUCCCCACGCCGUUCGAUUUCCAGACGAUUGUAUCACGACACUACGAUCGCGACCAUUCUCAUUCUCAGCACGAAGCUGCAACAAAUGGGCUCUCGGUCGAGUGGCCAUCGCAGGCGAUGCCGCACAUGUUUUUCCUCCAUUCGGCGGUCAAGGUAUCGCCUCUGGCUUCCGUGAUGUCUCAGCCCUGGCAUGGCGUCUGGCUUUACUUCAACGUGAGCCCAACCUUGAUCACCAGGAGCUCUUACGCGGGUGGUACAUUGAACGGAAGCAGCAACUUGAGAGAUCCCUGGCGGCAACGAUUCAGAACGGAAAAUAUGUGACGGAAUCAAACCCUGUCAAGGUACUUUUUCGGGAUUGGUACCUCUGGGCUGUACAACUAGUGCCCAGCUGGAGGCGAGAACUUGAAAAAGGGCCUCGGGCAUUCGGCACGACUCAGUACCAGUUCAGUCAAGGACUACCGUUUCUGCCAGACAUGCUUGGCGGAAUGCAACUGGCGCAGGUUUAUGCAUGGUCCUUGGAUCGUUCUCAGCUUACCUUCAGCGACGACUUGAUCUUUCACCCGUCAAAACAGGGGUUGUUUCAGCUUCUUCUGUUGCCUGAGAACGCUGCAGAAGCCAGAACUCUGUUCGACAUGAUCCAGCACGUCACCAACGUGUCCGAAGGCCAUGUUGUGGCAGAAGAAGCGACGUGUCUGAUCCAGGACAUAUCUGUACGAUAUCCCACAAGCCCACAAGACACAAAAGUUGCUCGUCUUGCCAGUGGUGAAGAGUUUGCGGCAGAUCAGAUAUUGUGCAAGAACAGACCGCCACCGAUACAUUACGACCCUUUCCGCCUCAAAAAGCAAGUCAAGGGUAAGAAAAUUCUCAUUGUGAGACCUGAUCGGUUUUUAUAUGCGGCCUGUUCAAGCCAGGCCGAACUUCUCGAGGCCUUGAGAAGAUUGUUAUCGACUCUGAGUGUGCAAUGA
Molecule: messenger RNA, 1887 nt
Organism: Coniosporium apollinis CBS 100218
Lineage: Eukaryota; Fungi; Ascomycota; Dothideomycetes
Exons: 3
Coding region: 1-1887 (628 amino acids)
Molecular function (GO): FAD binding
Source: RefSeq, a predicted model, not a curated record